Ilyonectria robusta is the source of this 1890-nucleotide messenger RNA. RefSeq lists its product as uncharacterized. The record is from RefSeq and is a predicted model, not a curated record. The transcript has a single exon. The coding region runs from base 1 to 1890 and encodes 629 amino acids. Lineage: Eukaryota; Fungi; Ascomycota; Sordariomycetes; Hypocreales; Nectriaceae.
AUGGAGUCUCCAGAGUUCCCAAAGCUGGACGACCUCUGGUUUGAAGCGGAUCCUGGUAACUUGAUUUGCUGCUUCUGUCAAUCACAAAUUGGUUCAGCAACCCUUGCUCGGACCUUCCGCUUGUAUGACCCAAGCCAAGAUGACGAGCCUUUAGGGUCCAGCAAGAUGAUCCACACACCAUUCGACGAAAACAUCGUCAUCUAUGACCGACACCUACAAUGCCUUCUCCAAGGUGGAAUCAAGUACUGUGCUAUUUCUCACGUCUGGGAUCCAGAAAUAUCCCGUACUCAAGUCCUUGGCAGAGGCUCUUCGCAGCCCCCGGAAGUCCGUCGUCGAGUAAUUGAGCUACCCGUCUUCAUACUCCGCGGUCUCCUGAAAUCUGGCGAGAUUUCAAAGACGGAUGAGAUUUGGCACGAUUAUAUCAGCGUGCCGCAGUGGUCAAACGAUGUCAAGGACAGAAUUCUUCUUGCCGUACCCGACAUCUACGGAUCAGCGCAUGUGACUACUCUCCAUUUUGAAGACCUCCGAAAAGAAAGCCUGCAAGCGCUCUACGGGGCACAGGGAACUAACCAACGUCUGAAAGCAAUCACCGAUAUUUGCAAUAUCAAGUGGUUCAGUCGCGUAUGGACAGCAAUGGAGUACGUUCGGAGCCGACAAGUAAUCUCGAUAGACGAAGACUUCGAUGUCUGCCCCAACAAGAACGACCCUCUCUUCUUAAACCAGAUGAACCACGUGUGGUCCAUUGAGGUUUCAAAACACAAGUCAGCUCAAGAACUCGAGGCUCGAGCGAAGAUUGGCAAAAACAUUGUGCCAUGGGCCCUAGGGCCGAUUCAGAAGAUGGGCAACGGGAAGUCGUCAGUGUUCGGGCUAUCUUUCAAUCUUCUCUCGAAACGCAGGUGCCAGAGCAACCGCGAUUUCCUACACGCUUUGAUCGGCUUGGUCGAGCCGACUUAUGACCGAGCCCUUGGAUAUGACUUUGACCGCGAGUACCUACGUAUCGCGAGACUUUGCAUUGCUGGCGGCGAUUACAGCCCUUUGCUAAUGACACCUCGUCUCGAAGAUAUUCAGCAGGGGCGGGAUAUGAACCACGGGUUCUCUAAUGUGAAGAGUUGGCCUCUUGGUCCAGAAAGAAAACCACCGAAGUUUCAUCCCGAUUUUUUAUUCGAGAACGGCGACUGGGAAAACGGUGGCCCGAUCCUCACGUUGGAAAGGGUCGGUGUAGCCUUUGAAAUUCACCAGCAGCCCAACAUGGGCCUCAUGCACCGGUUUGCCGACGAUGCGUCCUUCGUCCUCCGGUGUACUGGACCAGAUCUUGAUUCCUUCAUCAAGGCACUUGGAACCCGACUGUAUAAUGAAGACUUUGAAUUUAUCAAGCAGAACCUAGCUGUUGGUACCCGCAGCAACAGACUGACGGGCAUCCUUCAGAAAAGGGUCAAUAAAAUGGAGGAUAAUUGGCCACUGGAAGGAGGAGACGGGGCCCAGUGGGUUGCAGAAGCAAUGACGCUUUCUCUCACAAACCCAAAGGGCGAGCCGGGGACAUCCAUAAGCAAAAUCGCAGUGAGUGGUGCACAUGGAGGGACUAUCCACCUCGGACACGCUGGGCGCAAUUGUCUAGUCUCGACACCCUGUACGGUAUGCCACCUGCCAUAUGUGUUUCGGGCAGGACUAUUCAAGCCGCCGGGACAUGUCAGAGGGGCUGUUGCUUACCGGAUCCGAGGUCUCCAGUAUGAGUUCUCUCGUGAGAACGGAGUGGGAAUUCUUGUGAAAGAUGGUCACAUUGUCGGUCGAAUGGCGUGGGCUACUCCAUCAUGUGCGUGUUUGGAGCUUGAGAAGGUCAAAAUUAAGAUGCCAGCAUUGCCUUAUCCAAGCCCAAGGCCUGAUGAUCUCUAG